AAUGUUGUUGUAACAGCAAAGUUGGACAGAAGAAUUCCGACGAUCAUUUCACGAGAUUCUUAAGGAUUGCUUCAGUGGGUGGAGGGUACAUAUAUGGCCAUCUACCUCUUAUGCACAGAUUGUUCACCUCUGGAUUGGACGAAGCGAUGGUUUACCACAUCAUAUCCACAGUGUGUCUUACCAUAGCAGUUGUUGUGUAUUUAUCCGACUUUCCACAAAGGUGGUUCAGCGGAACUUUUGACAUUAUAGGUCAAUCACAUCAGUUGUUCCAUGUUUUGUCUGCACUUUGUUGUUACUUUGAUAUAUUAGCAGUGGAACAAGAUAUGCGAGCAAGUGAUAGGCAUUGGAGUGUCCUCUCCGUGCAGCCGGACACGCCAUCUCUGUUGCAUGUUUCGACUGCAGCAAUAUUGUUGAUAAUAUUUUCGUACAAAUUUGCUUCACGAUGUUUACAAAGCCAUGGCCAAAGAAUAGGAAUUUGUCCUUGUCUGUGUUGUAAGCAAACAGAUCCUAAAAUGAAAUAUCAAUAAGUCUUAUCAGUAUAAAAUAUGUGCAUUAUUUUAGGAAGUAAUAUUCUGUUUUGUUUUGUAAAAAUUUACAAAUUUUAGAAUAUUUAAUAUUGUGUUAUAUUUAAUAUGAUUUCUUUUAAAGAUGUACGUUAGUUUUAGGAAAUAUUAUUUUGGUAUAUAUAUACUUUACAAACUUUCUUGUAAUAAUUUACAAAUUUUAGAAAGUAUUAUUCUGUUAUAUUUCGUCAUACUUUACAAACUUUUUUGUACAAAUUUACAAAUUUUAGGAAUAUUAUCGUCUUUUAUCUUAUAAUGCUGGUUUAAAUAAUGUUCAUUAUUUUUAGGAAUAUUACUGUGUUAUUUUUUAUGAAAUUUCUUUAAAAAAUGUGCAUUAUUUUAGGUGGUAUUAUUCUGUUAUAUAAGGCUUUUCAGCUUCUAAUAUUUUUACAUAGCAAAUAAUAUGCUAAUCAUAAUAGUAAUGCUUUAGCCAACUAUUUUUAAGCUACAUUUUACAAUAUUUUAUGAGCAAGUCUCUAAACUCUGUUCUAUAUGGGUGAGGUCCUACAGUGAGGCAUGCCAUGGGUCUGGGAUUUGAGCCAGAGUUGGCCCAUUAUCCCGACAUUGCAUAAGCACAUUCUAUUCUAUAUGGGUGAGGUCCUACAGUGAGGCAUGCCAUGGGACCUGGGAUUAAGACCAGAGUUGACCCAUUACCUCAACAUUGUAAAUGCACAUUCUAUUCUAUAUAGUUGGCCUAUUACCCCAAACAAUAUAGAGUUGGCCGAUUACAAUAAUGGUCAAAAUGAUUUCUAAAACUUUGGUGGUGGUAAACUGAAAAUGUGGGUCCACUUUUAAGUUGCAAACGAGUUAUAAUGUGUUACACUGUAUUACCUAUUCAAUUUGCAGUUUAAACUAUAUAGUGUUCGCUUUUAUUUUUAUCCUAUUUCUCACAUCAGUGUUAAAAAGUUAUUACUUUACACUAAAAUACUUAAAAUAAGACUUUUUUCAUACAUGCUUUGUACCAGAGAUUAAAUAACUUUAUGUCAUGAGCAUUAUGUUUCCAAGAGAUUAUUUUAAAUCUAUUUUUGUGUUUUUAGCGGUAGAUGUUUCCUUUUAAUUACACCUUGCAAAAUAAUCAUAACAUAAUGUUGCUAUACACAAUGUAUAUCUAACAAAGUUCUUCUGGAAAAUUUAUUUUGCAGAAUUUACUAAAGUUUUAGUGUUCAAAUUUCUACAAAACUUUUUACCCUGAACAGAACAUACAUUUUUGUUACAGAAAAAUAAUAACCAGGAGAAUUUUGCUGGACUUGUAAAAUAACAUGCUUUUUAACAGUGUAACUGUUCACUAGUUUAAAUGGUCUAACCACUAAUUUGACAAUCAUUUAUUAAUUUAUAUUGUUUUUGUUUUUUUUUGCACCAGUGUUAAUGCAUUAUAGUGAAAAUUUUAUUCAACUCAAAUUUAAUCCCGAAUUGUUUUUAUAUAUAGUAGGGUGGGGUAAGACGGGACACCUUUAGCACAUAAGAUCCAAAUACCCUGAUCGUGAUUUAAACAAUUAACAACGGUCUUUGGGAGUCGUGGAAUACGUUUUUUUUUAUUUAUUGAAUGUUUUUUGUUUACUACCAAAUGGGAUUAUAAAAGGGAAUAAAAAAAGUGUCCCAUCUUCCCCCUUACUAUAGCGCAAAAAUCUUGAAUAAACAAUUAAUAAGUGCCUUUAAAAUUUCAUUUCUACAAAAAAUACGAAAAGUAUCUUUAUUUUCCAUAACCUGAUUUUAAUUUGUUGAGUUCCCAAUAUGCCUUAUGGUUUGCUUCUUUGCACUUAAGUAUAAUUACCUCUAAUUCUAAUGUUGGCAAUCAGAUGUUAAACCUCUGCCUGUCAUCUUACAUCUAAAUGUGUAGGAUUUAAAAUGUGUUAUUUCUGUUAUGCAGUAUCUAUUCAGAAAGAUAUAUUGUUUUAUUUUCGCGUUGUGUUUUUGAAAAUAAAACGAAUUAUUCACAAAGUUUUGAAA
Ciona intestinalis (vase tunicate) is the source of this 2510-nucleotide messenger RNA. NCBI's taxonomy places the organism in Eukaryota, Metazoa, Chordata, Ascidiacea, Phlebobranchia, Cionidae. The record is from RefSeq and is a predicted model, not a curated record.